AUGAGCACACCACCAAAGAGUGAAUCACCAAUCAUCACACCUGACGAACUAACUGAAGCUGAUGGGUUCGUCUUUGGAUUCCCAACAAGGUACGGCAUGAUGGCUGCUCAGCUCAAAGUCUUCUUGGACACUACCGGUGGACUCCGGAGAACUCAGUCACUUGCUGGUAAACCAGCUGGAUCUUCUACAGCAGUGGCUCUCAAGGUGGUAGCCAAGAAACCACUGCACACCGUGGUUAAUGACAUUUCCAGUCCACUAAAAGAUCAAUCUGCUCAUGUCUACAUCAUUUGUGAUGGAGGAAACAUUGAAGGAUUUGCUACCAAAAUGACUGAGCCUCAGCCUAAGUACUCUACCACAGAGAAGCAAGUUUUGGACAUGCUAUAA
This is a messenger RNA of Brassica napus (rape), 384 nucleotides long. RefSeq lists its product as uncharacterized. The transcript has 3 exons. Lineage: Eukaryota; Viridiplantae; Streptophyta; Magnoliopsida; Brassicales; Brassicaceae. The record is from RefSeq and is a predicted model, not a curated record. Gene Ontology annotation, molecular function: oxidoreductase activity. The coding region runs from base 1 to 384 and encodes 127 amino acids.